Messenger RNA from Protopterus annectens (West African lungfish), 3345 nucleotides. It is a transcript of the gene LRRC45, whose product is annotated as leucine rich repeat containing 45. The coding region runs from base 171 to 2195 and encodes 674 amino acids. The record is from RefSeq and is a predicted model, not a curated record. Gene Ontology annotation, molecular function: protein binding. Gene Ontology annotation, cellular component: centrosome. The transcript is spliced from 18 exons. Lineage: Eukaryota; Metazoa; Chordata; Ceratodontiformes; Protopteridae.
ACGGGCGCAAUUGUAUUAAGAGAUGCCUUGGAUGUAGCGGUCUCAUAAGUUUAGGAAAGCAAUUGGACUGCUGAUGUACUGGUAUUGUGGUCGGGGCUGGUGAGCUCUGAAAUGUCAUGUCCUUGAAUGAAAGGAGUGAUGCUUCAGAAGGCAACAUGUGUUCAUGAGGUAUGGAAGAUCUCCGGAGGACAUACGUCAGCAUUUGCAAGGAGGAAGGAGUAGAGCCUCAGGAGUAUGUCCUGGGCCAGCUUUCUGAGCUGCAGGACUCAACAGGCAGGCCUCGGCUUAAUCUUUCCACACAUUGUCUCUCAGUAGAUACUUGUGCUAUUCUGGGGAAGGUUUUACAGAAAGAGGUCUUAUGUACUGAAGUAGUACUGAGUGACUGCAUGCUGAGUGAAGAGGGUGUCAAGCUUCUGAUACAAGGGCUAUGCCAGAACAGAAAUGUCAGACUGUUGGAUCUGAAGGGGAAUAACCUCCGUGCUGCUAGUGCUGAGGCCUUGGGCAAAUUACUGCGUCAGAACCGAACUUUACAAAGUCUGGUACUGGAGUGGAAUGGACUGGGUCUUUGGGAUGAGGCCUUUGCAGUCUUCUGUGAGGGACUGAGAGCUAAUCAAAAUCUAAGGCAGCUAGACUUGCGCAAUAACCAGAUUAGUCAUCAAGGGGCUGAAGGGCUGGCUGUAGCACUGAAACACAACAACACAUUGGAAGAACUUGAUCUGCGCUGGAACAACAUUGGACUGCUAGGAGGACGGGCACUACUUGGCUUCUUACAGUACAAUAAGAAGCUACAGCAAAUGGAACUUGCUGGAAACAACAUUCCUGGUGAUGUCUUGACGGCCAUAGAGCAAGCUCUACAGCAUAACACAGAGUGCCUUUCCACACUGACAGAAAGCAAGAAAAAGACACAAAUCCUCAGCAAUGAGAUCCAGUUCCUGAAAAUGGAGAAGGGAAAGCAGUUCUUGAAUUUAAUGGGGACCAUUGACAGACAGCGGGAGGACAUAAACAAAAGUAACAGGAAGUCCUCUAUUCGAAUUGGCCAGCUACAGGAAGCCUUGAAUGAAAGAACAUCUGUUCUGAAUUCACUACGAGCAAAGCUACAGAUGACUGAAGCUGCAUUGGCUCUUUCAGAACAAAAGUCAAAUGACCUGGGAGAGCUGUUGACCAGUUCCAAGCUAGAGAAAUCUGAAAUUGCAGAAAAACAUGCUAAGGAACUGCAUUACCUGCAUGAGGAAGCUGGCAUGCAGCAGGCAAAGCUUGUAAGAGAAUUGAAUACCGCAAAUGAAAAAAAUCUACAGCUGAAGAACAAGGUGGAUGAACUGGAAAGGAAGUGCAAGGUUCAGCAGGACCAGAUAUUUGAGCUGAAGCAGGACUUGAUGAGUAAAACAGCUGAACUGAAGCUGCGGCUAGUCCAGACAGAAGAACAGUUCGAAAUGGAAAAGAAACGAUUCAAACAGGCACUUGAAGAUGCAGAAUCACUGCGGAUGAAAGAGGUCGAACAUAUGACUCACCACCUUUCAGAAAGUGAAAAAUCUUUGCAGGAGAGAAUUCAGAAACUAGAGGGUAUGCGGAUUCAGCUGGAAGAGGAAGUGAGUCGUGGAAAGGCAGCAGCUUUACUGGAACGUGCACAGGCUGAGGAGGAGAUGGUCAAGAUGCGAAAGCAGCUACGGAUGGAAGAGGAACAGCGAAUGAAUCAGCAGGAAGAGAAGAUCCGUCUGCUGAUUCAGUCACGUGAUGAAUCACAGGUUCAUUGUUUGCAGCAAAAGCAGUGUGUCCUGGACCUUCAGGCCAAGAACACCCAACUAAUUCUGGAAGUAGAAGGGCUCAAACACAGGAUUGAAGAACUUUACCAGGAGCUCAGUGGUAAAGAGCAGGAGAAGGUUGCAGAGGUAAACAGAGCGCGGCUAGAGUUGCAAGAACAGAUUGGUCACCUGCAGGCAGAGAGAACAGCACAAGAAGGCUUCAAGGAGAAGAUUGCUGCUUUAGAAAGACAAAUAAAAGUUCAGCAGAAUAAUCACAGAGAGUCAUUGCUGGAUAAAGAGAGUGAAAUGUCAUCUCUCUUGGAAAAGCUGCGACUGAAAGAUGCAGAGAUUAAAAGAAUGCAAGAGGAUGAGGCACAGAGAGCCAACUAUCUUCAGAAUGCUGUCCUGGCAUACAUGCAAGGUUCACCCCACCGAGGGAUUAGCAUGUCAAAAUAAAAUGUUAUGGGUGGAAUAUGUGACAAGCUGCUUAUUAUCCACAUUGUUUGUUUAUAUAUAAUUUUAUCCUGAUGAGCUCUUCCUUUCCUUUGAGUACUCAGGGCCUUGCUGACUGAGACCUUUGGAGGGGCUGACACUUGAAGCUGAUAUACGUUUCCGAUAUUACCUAACAUAUGGUCUCAUGUGGAUGAUACAUUGCCUCAUCUAAAUGUAGUGCAGAGUUCUAUUCUGUGCUACCUCUUCAAUGUUCUCUUCUGAACAUGCAGAAAAUAUAUCAAACAUUACUGUAUGCAAAGGUCAGUAUCCACUCCAGUCUUUGACUACCCUCCCAUGUACAGUAGUUAUAUCCACUUUUGCCAUUUUCAGACUAGUUUGCAAAUUGCUGUUUGCUUCCCUACAUUUUUCAUUUGCUUUCAGCUUAUGGGAGUCACCACUACAUUUUUGGAGAGGAAGACAUUAUUUGUAUUCGUUGUUUUACUAAAAAAAAUCUCAAAUUGCAUCCAUCUUUUGUUUUAACCCCAAACUGCAUCCACCUUAUGCAGGUGUGGCCUAUCUGAUAAUUAUCCAUGUGGGUCAGUCUAGGUCUUAGUUCUUACUCUUGAACUUCACAUAAAACUAUUGUUUAAGCAGCUGGAGAGGGCAUUUAGAGGGCACAGCAGUGUCAUGAAAGCUUACUUAGAAUUAUCUAUAGCAGACUGCUGAAGUGGGGUCCUGUUAUUACAUUUAAGGCUGUGUUGUGUCCCAUACACAUUUGCACACCUGUUUUACUACAUGGCCUUUCAUCUGGUUCAUGUUUUAUGUUAUCCAUUUGAAGAAUACAUUUACUGAUUUCAGAACAUCUUGACUGUAGCCCUUUAAAUCAGUAACUAAUCUUUCCCUGAGAGUUCCCACCAAACACAAGGGUGCAGCCUGAUCAUAUUAUUAGCCUGUAUAAUGGAAGACUAGUCCAGUCAUUGAAUAACAUGGUGCUCCUAGGUAGUGUGGAGCCAUUGGUCUUUUGCUUUCCAGGGACAUUAUCAGCUUGUAAUGGCAAACUUUAUUUGUAUUAACAUUAGACCAAGUAACAAUUAUCGGUUUGUAAAAUUUGCUUAAUUUUUUUGUACUUCACAGAUGAUUUGUAUCUUUAACAAUAAAGUUUGUUUUUUAUGUA